AUGGCUGUGUCUGCUACAUGUAUAAGGUCAAAUAUUCUUAUCAAACGUCGGAUUAUUACAGCUUCUGGGAUAAAAUGCCUGUUUCUUUCUACUGAUGGACCCGUUUUAGUUAAGCAAAGGAAACAACGAGCAAAGACACAGCAGAGAAAGGUCGAGCAGAAACCUCCGUGGAGUGACUCCCAGUCGUGGGAGGACAGGCUCGCUGAUGUGGUCUCUCCUCUGUGGAGGCUGAGUUAUGAGGAACAGCUUCAGGUCAAGCAAAAACGCCAGAAAAGGAUUCUGUCUAAACUCUGUGGUUAUCUUUCAGGUGAUUCACAUCCAUCAGCACCUGUCAGAGGUAAACUCAGCUUCCCUGUCCUGCCUAUCCUUCCAUCACCAGUGAGGGACGGCUACCGCAACAAGUCCACAUUUUCUGUCAACAGGGGAGCAGAUGGAAACCCCAAAACUGUUGGAUUUUACAUAGGCACAGGCAAAGAGGGAAACAUCGUCUGCAUCAAUGCUGACCACCUACUACACAUACCAGAGAAGCAUAAACUAGUCGCAAGAUGCUACCAGGACUUUCUCCGGCUCUCUUCUGUGGAGCCCUGCCUGCUGUUCCACACUGGGGGUCACUGGAGAGAGGUCACAGUGAGGACCAAUGCAGAGGGCCACACCAUGGCUAUAGUGUACUUUCACCCACAGACGCUCACUCCUGAGGAGAUAGAGUACCACAAGGCCGAGCUGGUGGAUUACUUUAUUCGAGGACCUGGUUCUGUGUGUCAGCUGGACUCUCUGUACUUCCAGGAGAGCAAAAUGACUCGCUGCACUCAUGAGGAGUCUCCCUACCAGCUCCUCUAUGGUCAGCCACACAUUCAUGAAGAGGUAAUGUACACAAUAUUUGCAUUUACAUACAGUGCCUUAAAAAAGUAUUCGUACCCCUUGAACUUUUUCACAUUUUGUCACUCUACAACCACAAACUUAAAUGUAUUUUAUUGAGAUUUUUUGUUACAGACCAACACAGAGUAGCACAUAAUUGUGAAGUAGAACGAAAAUGAUACAUGGUUUUCAAAAAUUUAAACAAAUAAAAAUCCGAAAAGUGUGGAGUGCAUUUGUAUUCAGCCCCCUGUACUUUGAUACCCCAAAAUAAAAUGCAGUGCAAUCAAUUGCCUUCAUAAGUCACCUAAUUCAUUAAGAGUCCACCUGUGUGUAAUUUAGUAUUAGCAUAAAUUAGGGCCCGACCGAUUUAUUGGCGAGCCGAUUAAAGGGACAGGGGAGCUGGUCAGAGUUGAUGAGAGGAUGGAUGGAUCAAAGAAUAUUCAUGUGUUUGAAUGGCCAAGUCAAAGUCCAGACCUAAAUCCCUUUGAGCGUCUGUGGCAAGACUUGAAACUUGCUAUUCACAGACUCUCUCCAUCCAAUUUUUUUUUUUUGGGGGGGCUAAAUACAAAUGCACACCACACUUUUCAGAUUUUUAUUUGUUUAAAUUUUUGAAAACCAUGUAUCAUUUUUAUUCCACUUCACAAUUAUGUGCUACUUUGUGUUGGUCUAUGACAAAAAAUCUCAAUAAAUUCUUUAAAAUUUGUGGUUGUAGACCAAAUGUGAACAAGCUCAAGGGGUAUGAAUACUUUUUCAAGGCACUGUACCUCCAAGUCACUGGAUUUACAUUAACAAUAACAGACAGAGAAGGGUGGAUGACUUGUAUUGUGUGAUAUCUUGUCAUUCGCAGGUGCUGGGCUUCAAGUUCCGUAUCUCUGCUGAUGCCUUCUUCCAAGUGAACCAAUCAGCUGCUGAGGUGCUAUACCGCACAGUGAGAGACCUUUGUGUUCCACGCUACGGAGAACGUGAAGGACCAGGUAAAGCCAGUGGUACUCUUCUGGAUGUGUGCUGUGGGACUGGUGCUAUCGGUAUCACUAUGUCUGACAGAGUGGGCAGGAUUGUUGGUAUAGAGCUCAUAGAGCAGGCAGUGGAAGAUGCCAAACACAACGCAGUUCUCAAUAAUGCCCUGAACUGUGAGUUUAUCCCUGGGAAGGCUGAGGUGGUGCUCCCUGCUGUUAUGUCUCAGUUGAGCUCUGCAGGUGAGAAACUCAUUGGAGCCGUGGUGAAUCCCUCUCGAGCCGGCCUGCACUACAAAGUGAUCCGAGCUUUACGAAACCAACCGGGGAUCCGCAGGUUGGUCUUUGUUUCCUGUAAGCCAGAUGGAGAGGCAAUGAGGAACUUCAGGGAGCUUUGCUGUCUUCCUGACGAUCGAAAGAAACUCACUGGAGAGGCUUUUUCACCAACUCUGGCUGUGCCUGUGGACAUGUUCCCGCAUACUCCUCAUUGUGAACUGGUGCUGCUUCUGGAGAGGUAG
Molecule: messenger RNA, 2326 nt
Organism: Xyrichtys novacula (pearly razorfish)
Lineage: Eukaryota; Metazoa; Chordata; Actinopteri; Labriformes; Labridae
Source: the annotation of a GenBank genome assembly